AUGGCCCAAGCUUGUUUAACCCAAUAUUUUACACCAAAACGAUCAAGACGUUCUUCAACAAUUCUCGCUAAUGGUGAACCAUUAAAAUCGCAAAAACGAAAAUUGAAAUUUGAUGAUGAAAACGACGAGAAUGUUUGUACAUUUUCUACUAAUUCAAAUAAAAAACGUCGAAUUAGUCCAUCACAACCAACAGCUGGUUAUUUACAAGGAUGUGAUUUAGAUCAGAUUGAUAAAUUACCAUUAUCAAGAAAAAAUAAAAAUGAUGUUGGUGAAGAUCAGAUUAAAGUUAAAACGUUCGAACGUCAAAAACAACAUUUAAUAAAGCUGGCCGACAUGAAUGAGAUACGUAAACAUCUUAAAGUUGUUCGCAGUCAUAUUGAAGAGGUUAAACAGUGUCAACAAACUGCGACACAACCAAGAGAAAGUGAAGAUAAAAUUCAAAAGAAAUUAGUUCCAGCUCAUGAACGUUUUGCUCAUCUUCUGGUUGAAAAGCCUAUUGUAAAUGAAUCAGGAUCGACGCCAAACAAAAAAAUUGCUUCACCUGCUGACAUUCGUCGAUGUGUUCAAAUAACAGAAAGUGAACGAUUAAAAAAAGUUUUAUCAAAAGUGGAUCAAUCGAUUCUCGAAAGUUUACCGGCAACACCAUCGAAACGAAUCGUUGGUAUUAAUGAACGUUUACUGGAACAAAUACGUUUGAAAGAAGAAUCUCGAGCUCAAUUGAUUUCUCUUGAAAAUACUGGAAUUGUUAAAAAAGAAGAACAACGUUCAAAAACAUAUGAUAUGUUUAAUCAUAUGCGAGAAUCUAUGGAUAUUAUAGAUCAAUUGUUUACAACAGAACGUCAAGUUGCUUUAGAAUGUGAUCGAGUCAAUCAAAAACUAAGUGAAUUACAUUCAGCUCGAUAUAAUCAAGAUCAAGCAUUGGAAAUGAUAGAUUUUAUUUUGAAAUCUAUGGAAGAAUGUGCACCUGGUUAUUUCCUAAAAUUGAAAUUACGAAAUAAACAAUAUCUCAAAAUCAAUCGAGUUAAAAUGACAAAAGCUAUUUUAACUGAUUAUUUGGAAAAAAAAUUGAUUGAAUUCGGUGAAUGA
Rotaria socialis is the source of this 1086-nucleotide messenger RNA. Lineage: Eukaryota; Metazoa; Rotifera; Eurotatoria; Philodinida; Philodinidae. The record is from the annotation of a GenBank genome assembly.